Varroa destructor (honeybee mite) is the source of this 3134-nucleotide messenger RNA. It is a transcript of the gene Mtap, whose product is annotated as Methylthioadenosine phosphorylase. The record is from RefSeq and is a predicted model, not a curated record. Gene Ontology annotation, molecular function: S-methyl-5-thioadenosine phosphorylase activity. Lineage: Eukaryota; Metazoa; Arthropoda; Arachnida; Mesostigmata; Varroidae. Gene Ontology annotation, cellular component: cytosol; plasma membrane; spliceosomal complex. Gene Ontology annotation, biological process: spliceosomal snRNP assembly; cell volume homeostasis; mRNA cis splicing, via spliceosome.
AUUAAUAACAGAUUUUUUCAGAUUCUAGAUAUCUAAUCUUUCAUUAUUAAUUUAUUUUUGUGCACUCAUGUAACACCAUGGGUUUUGUAUAGGAGUGAAAAUUUGUAAUAGAGUCUAUAAGUGAAAACAUUAAAUGUAUUGAGAAGGACAUACGAAUGGCUGAAUGAAUGAGCUUACGAUAAUAAUAGAAUCUGCUAAUUGUAUAGACCAUAUGCGAUUGGAUAGGCUAUCGUAAAUAGCAAAUUACUGUAUUAAUUAUCGUUAUUAUGAAUAGCAAAUUCCUAAGAUAUUUUCAUUUUGUUAUUGAGAUUGUCUUCGAGAGAAGCUGUUUUCACAUGUAAUAUUAGGUAUAUACAGUUGAUAGGUAUAACACCUCUAGUAACACUGGAAGUUACCAAACGGCCUUGCAUGUGGACUUGGCGAUUACCACAUUACCCUUAGAGAUGCUGUGUUGAUUCCAACGUGUUCAUCCCAAUAAUCAAUGAAAAAUUUUUUUAAGACAAAAGAUUUUGGAAAUAAAAGUACACUCGACGGCUAGUAACACGAAGUUACCAAACGGCCUUGCAUGUGGACUCGGCGAUUACCACAUUACCCUUAGAGAUGCUGUAUUGAUCCCAACAACGUGUUCAUCCCAAUAAUCAAUGAAAAAAUUUUUUAAGACAAAAGAUUUUGGAAAUAAAACAAAGUACACUCGACGGCUGCAUUGAUCAGAUUUUUAGCUUUCGACUCUCUAUAGCUAUCAAUUUUAGUAGCACGACGUUUUUCCGGUUGAUCAAUUGGUCUGUUUUUGUCAGUUAUGAAAAUCUUAGUGAAUCUGUCGUUAGGCUGCAUGUAAAGCUUCUAGAGAGAUUGCUUGUAUUAUCACGACUCCACCCUUAUAGUUAAGUCGCUAGUUCCCGCUGGCAAGGACUGGACAGGCCUGACUCGUUUUGUCGCUAUCGGCGGAGGAGGAAAUGUUGUCUGCUUGCAUGUUGUUUUUGUUGUCACUCGUAUGUGUGGCGGGCGUUAAGCACGACCGUUUUGAUUGAACAGCUUGUUUGCCAGCUUCGGUGCGGUCUUAUCGUUUUGUUCAGUCGUCUAGCUGCACUGUAGAGCUGUGGGCGUUUACAUCGACAUUUGGUUAGGUUGUUGUAAAAGGUGUCUGCAGAGACUGCUAAGUUACAGCUUUUUGUGCUCUGUGUUCCGCGAAAUUUUAUGGGUACAUCGUGGUGCGCUUUCGAAUGUAAAAGAACAUGUAGGAACGGCCACGUGCUAUUAUCCAAUACUGAUUGCACAACGGUAGAAGGGAAGGUAGUUAUUUAUGAAAAGAAGGCAUAAAAAGUGAUCAGGAUGGUUAUCGCGACGAAUUUCGAGCCGCCCACAGAGGGCAUACGACACCAGGUGACAGAUACUCAGGCGUUGAUUCGGAACUCGGAUUUUGGCAAGGGAACGCUAUAUAUUAGCGAAGGCAGACUGUGUUGGUCAGGUGAAAGUGGAACAGGAUUUUCUCUUGAAUAUCCUGCUAUUCAACUUCAUGCUAUCUCUCGAGACCCUUCAGUAGCUCCGCGACCCUGCUUGUAUCUUCUUGUGGAGGGAAACUUACUAGAAGCGAGCUCCAACAACGAAAUAUUCCGUCGAAACUAUCCGCAAGAACAGGGCGCAGAGAACGGCGGCGCGGGAGGUUCUGGCAAUGGGGUAGUUGUAUCAGGAGAGGAAUCAAUUGAAAGCAUUGAUGAAGACUUAAAUGAUGGCAGCUCAUCAAUUGACAGCACCAGUCAGACAACAGAGGUUCGAUUCAUUCCACCCACAGAGGAGUCGUUGCCAGCUAUGUACGCAGCCAUGUGUCACUGUUCAGCACUUCAUCCAGACCCCACCGAACAGGGCGAUGAGGACUCUGCUGCUGACGAUGUGAGCGGCGAAGAGUACGUUGCUGAAGGUGCUGAGCAGGAUCUUGGCGCUGUCCAUCAUACCCAAGAUCGUAGGGCGAACAGGGCCCAUGAGGAUGAACAUAUGGAGGGACAGUUUGAUGACGCCGACUGAAAAACAUAAGGGAGCAGCAUUAAUUUGGCUAAACCGGACACGGGACGCUAGACAUUUCGGCAAGCUGAGUCCUCAAUUUGUGUCCAUAAGAAAAUCUUUGUAGUCUAGAUUUCGAAAAGGAUGCGGUACAAGUACACUUUGUCGAAGAACAUUGUUCUGUGUAUAGAUGUUGUACAUUAUCAACGUGGCAUCGCGGGUAACCAUCUUAGGCAUGUUGUAACUUUCUAUCGCUAAAAGUGCAUGAAUGUACGUAUGUCAACGCCUGUCGAUCCAUAUUGUUUCAUGAGCAUAGUUGGCUUCGCGAACACUGAUCCAUUACGUAUUGUUAGAGUGUCCAAUGUAUAUAUGCGCAGUUACAAUUCGAAGGAAUUACAAAAACUUUAUAUCCUCACUUAGGUGCUGGUGAAUUUAGUUCACCGAGUUUCACUCAAGACCAUCUAGUAUAUGGAUUCGACGAAAGCACCUAUACAAACAAUUAUACGGCAAUUUAGUACAUAAAUAAAACACUGUCACCAUAUGUAGAAGACAACAAUGCUUUUGUGCUCAUUCUUACUCAGCUUUGUAUGCACAUUUCGUAUAUCUUAUAUUAGCUGUGGAACGCAAAGCUACUUUUGCACAUAGCUUAAAUUUAGAAAGAUAAUCUGAUCAACUUCACGUUCAGCUCACACCAACCUCCAGAAUAAGGGCAUCGACAUAAGUUGCUUUUUUGUUUUUCCCCAAGGGAAUUGUUGCAUUGGAUUAAACCAUUUUGUUAAGUGCCUCGCUUUGUAAAACCAACUGAAUUUCUUAAUUCUGGACUUGCGGAUUACGAAAAAGUACAUCAAGUAUAUUUAUACAAUAAAUUAAAUCAUUUUAAUAAUUUUGACAAUGUUAGUUUCAUUUGUUCGAUUUAAUUAGAAACUUGUGGUUUCAAAAUAGUGCAUGGUCAUCUUUGAACGUUCGGAAGUUUAUCAACACGAAAAUCAUUCGUAUGAGCUUAAUGUGGAUAAAUUAACCUCCUACGAAUGAUUUUCGUGUUGAUAUAUAUAUAAAUGGAGAUAUAGAUAUACCUGAGUUAACGUUGAAUUCAUUUUGAAGUUUCGAUUUCUUUAGUUAAAACUGUAAAAUACUGAUCU